Messenger RNA from Lasiodiplodia theobromae, 1494 nucleotides. RefSeq names its product Sh3 domain-containing protein. NCBI's taxonomy places the organism in Eukaryota, Fungi, Ascomycota, Dothideomycetes, Botryosphaeriales, Botryosphaeriaceae. Gene Ontology annotation, molecular function: protein binding. The record is from RefSeq and is a predicted model, not a curated record. The transcript has a single exon. Bases 1 to 1494 code for a protein of 497 amino acids.
AUGGCUGCGGUUGUCUCCCCUCAGACUUCCCAGGACUCGGCCUCGCAGGAGAUGGCCCCGCAGUCCCCGCCGACUUCGCAAUCGGCCAAUGCGCUGCCGCCGUUGAUAACGUCCCCGCCCUCGCAACCGCCCAAUGCCGCCAGCUCACGACCCACCUCGUACGCCAAAAACCGCCUCUCCGCCAUGUCGCAGGUCUCCGGCCCUCCUCGAUCGCGUCCGCAGUCGACCGCCUAUCCCAUCUUCCACUCCAGCCUCAGCUACACGCUCGUCCGCGACUUCGCAUACCCGCCCUAUAGCCCCCUGUUCUACGGCCCGCUGCCCGAACAACGCUCGGAAACAUCAACCCCCGUUAGCGAAUCGCAAAGCAGACGCGUGUCGGAUCCAUCGCUUUCAUGGGAUGGUUCGCGCGGGGGCUGGUCGCUGACGCCGUGGGAGCCUCGAGGCGAACAACUGCCCUCGACCAGCUUUGGCGAUGGGCCGCCGUGGAGCGAGGACGAAGACCUUCACAGCCCGGUGGUUACGAGCGCACGCCACCGGAAACACAAGUCUAAUUUUGUUGGGUUCGACAGUGAUCGGGGCCGCAGCGUGGAGCGGGGCGCACGGCGGGGCUCUUAUCACUCGACAAACGGCGAUGGGAGCCACAACUAUUACGUUAGCGACUUCGACGAGGCAGCAAAUGGUCCAGGCGGUGAAUAUAUUACUUACCCAGCUGGCGAUGGCGGCACCCCGGGCGGGCUAUCGGUUCCAUCCAUGCAAGGCCGGCGCCCGAGCUACACGGAUGAAGAGGGGUUGGUUUACGGAUCGGAGGACGAGAUGUCCGAGACAUCGUCCCAAGGGGGAUAUGCAGACGAGAGCCGGUAUUCGCGGGAUUACCAGUUUACCAUAGCCUCUCCUGACGAAGAGAUGCACGGCAAGGCCGUUGCACUGUUUGACUUUGAACGCGAAAACGACAAUGAACUGCCGCUUACAGAAGGACAAAUCAUCCUGGUCAGCUAUCGCCACGGGCAAGGCUGGCUUGUUGCACAAGAUCCACGCACCGGAGAGUCCGGCCUAGUGCCGGAGGAGUAUGUGCGCCUCCUACGCGAUAUCGAGGGUGGCUGGAAUGGUUUGAUGAACGGGGCGCAGUUUGCGGAGGAGAGUAUGACGGAAAUCAACGAAGCCGAGGCGAAUCAUGCUCCUGUUACGAGCCCGCAGGGGGAGGCGUUGACGCCAACUUCAAAUCAACAUCACCGCCGUGACGCCAGCGGACAGAGCGGGAGUUCCGAGUACUACCCUUCGGUGGUGAGCACAUUCUCCACGAGCUCCAAGGACUUGGAAAAAUACCCUCAGCACCUGCUUGGCAGUCAGGCAAACACACCAAUAGGAGAUGGAACGUUUCCACGAAGAGGAAGCAAGGCAUCAACUCAACCGAACAGUCCAAAGAAAGAGGAUCCAGAAGAGAAGGAAGGCAACAAGGAAAAGAGUGAGGAGGCCCAGGCUGCUAGAAGCACCUAG